UGCCGCAGUAGAUAGACGUGUGGUGUAUUGUUAUUUUUCGUGUCGCGAUUAUAUGUAACGACGAUGGAUGUCCUACCGAGCGGUAACCUGUUCCGCGAACUGCAGGACGUGACUGACACGGGAUACUUUGAGUGGAAAUCCCUCGAGGAUUAUUGGGAACAGUCAAUGUACGAAAUGGAACGCUACCUCCGCGAGGAACCACGGGGAAAGCGCGGUGCCCUGUACCAGGACGCGGAAGACUGGACAGUUUCGACUACCACUCUUCCCCUGACCCCGUCGCCGUCGCCAGCCUCUCCCUUAUCACCCAUCUCUCCGGGGCUCUUCACUGUAUCCACAGUCAAAACAGAGCCUCUAAGUGACUCGGACGAGCCGAGAGAUGAGCCUCCCAGUCCUGCCCCUGCGCGUAGGCACCCCCCACGUCACAACUCCCACGCUCAUGGGACCGAUCCACGCAGGCGUGUUCACCGCUGCGAGUUUCCAGCUUGCGACAAGGUUUAUACAAAGAGUUCGCAUCUUAAGGCCCAUAAAAGGACGCAUACAGGCGAGAAGCCAUACAAGUGCUCCUGGGAAGGCUGCGAGUGGCGUUUCGCACGCUCUGACGAACUCACCAGGCAUUACCGCAAGCACACAGGCGCGAAACCCUUCCGCUGCCACCAGUGCGAGCGGUGCUUCUCUCGUUCCGACCAUUUAGCGCUGCACGCAAAGCGACACGCGUAGCCCGAGGCGAAGCAAUCCACUCCCAAAAAGCGAACCAGCAGAAGCAAGCGGCAUCCGAAACUGGUCUCACUCCUGACGGCUGGGUUUGCAAAAUAGAUUGGGUUGGAUCGUACAAAUCGCAAGCCAAAGAAACGUCGCUACAUCGUAGCAGAGUCAGCUUUGCUUUAAGUUUUUUUUAAAGUUUAAUCUCUUCCGGCCUUCUGUUUUGGUUUGUUUGAUUGUAUGUAGCUUGUUAAGUUUGUCAAAAGGCUCUUUAACGAUGGACGUUGUGAUCCUUCAUAAAAUUUGUGAGGACAAGAUUAAUUCGUCGUUAACAUUAAAGAAAAUAUACUAGUGUUUUUUUUUAAAUUCGAUCUGCGUGUUUGUUUAUGUCGUACGUCCUUUGAUAGGUCUAAUGAAUGUUAAAGAGCCGAAUUGAUAAUUGUGCCAUCACAUAAACGCGUGGACGCAUCAAAUGUAACAAUGCAUUUGAAAUAUUAUUUACUAACAAAAUUUCUCUAGUUUAAAUUGAUUUAGAUGUACAUGUUUAGAUGGAUAUAUUGCAAGUGAUGUGCGUACACGCGUUUUUAGCAUUUCGAUACGUGACAUAUUAUUUAUUGGAUCGGGAUGUUCGGCAAAUAAUCCCACCGACGCCGGCGCCCUGCACAACAUUAAUUUUAAGUUAGCAAGUGCGUCACGUUACCUGAUUAUCUUAAUAACCCCAAGUGUAGGUUAUUCGCUAAAUAUUCAACUUAUCAAACAUCUUAUAGACUCAAAUAUCAUCAGACGUUUAUAUAUCUGCGCUUUUCGCAAGCAAAGUCUCUGUUUCUGGACUGUAACAGAUUUGAGUAGCGCAUCAAGUGAACAUCCCACACUUGGGGAUUCCUGAUAGGAAAUGUUAUGCGUAUUUAAGUUUAUUUAGGUGUAAGAUAAUAAUAUAUUGCAUAUUAAAGUUUCUCAUUCCGUUUUAUAUUCUUUAGUUAUAAAUAGUUUAUGAACUUCUUAAUACUUUUUGACAAUUGUAACAGUAUUUGUACAGGCGUGAAUUUUUCAUUGCGGGGUGCCGUGAGAAUAAGCUAUCUUCAUACUAAAUUGGAGUUGCAUCAUUCUACUUAGUAUGAUUACAGUUGGAUUAUUCUAAUCUUCAGGAUUAUCCUGUUUGGGUGUUGAUUGUAAUAAUUUAAUAUUUAUAGGACAUUCAUAAGAAUUAACAUUGAUUAUAUAAUGAACUGUAAUCUGAUUGUAUCGAAUAUUUAUUGUUCGCAAUAACAAAACUCAAGCAAACCUAUGUAAAAUUUUAGUUGGUUCUAAAAGCAUUACUAAAUAUGCACAAAAUAGUAUUCUAUCUGCAUUAUGAUGCUGGGUAUUCACUUAUUCUUUUUCUGUUGGUGCUUCUUUAUUACUGUUUAUUUCAAGCAUGGAACUAAUACUUGAAAUUCCCUUAAAAUCAUUGAAAAUAAUCCAGUUGCCUAUAUGCAGUAUAUGUGUUAUAUAAUAUAAUAAUAAUAUAAAUUUAAAUAUCUAGGAAUACUAAGCAUGAAACGACUGGCUCGUAACUGCCGUAUAUAGCAUCUAAGUAUUUCUACCGUUGGGUGAACGUUAAAUAUUUUAAAGUACUGAGUGAUCACCGGCUGUUAAAUAAGAAUUUAAAUCCGGGGCCAACAAUUUCCUCCCAUUUCACGGAAUUAUAAUCCACAAAACACCAUUGUAUUAAUGCUUCCGAUAUUGAGACACCACGGGUGCCUCAUAGCUAGUAAAAUAUAAUUAAUAUAGUUUUCACAUUUUGUGACGUAAUAAAUUUGACAAUUUUUCGUUUAGCUUAAGACUUCUUCUUAAACUCAUACCAGUCCUAAUGGUAUCCUCUCAAUCGGUUGAUACUGCCAAAACUUGCUUAUGUAUUUUUAGGAAACCAAAUAUCUCUUAUAUUCCGUCUAAAUGUAAUAUAUUAAAGGGUGUUAUUGGAUCGAAAAUCUAUCUAUAUGGUUCGAAGUUUAAAUUCAUAAAAUAAGCUCUAAAUAAAAAUCAUCAAGCUGAAUAAAAAAUAUUUUUUGUUAAUUAAUUAAUGGGAUUCGUAAGAGGUUUAUCCCCGGUAAACAGGUACCUCAGAGCUAUAUAUAUAAAUUUUCCUGGCAUCGACAAUAAUACAAAAGUGUCUGGAUUUAAUUUACCAACAAAAUUCAAUUUAUCAUUCGACUAACGUACAUCGUUCACACAACGUAAACUUAUACAUAUAUACUCUUAAAUACUUCGCUUUAAAUUAAUUAAUAUUAAACUUUUGGAAAUUUUUAAAUAAAUAAAAAGUAUUAUUUCUUUUUGAGACUAACGUUUUAGUGGUUAAUCUGACUGCUCUGUGACGUCAGCUGCGCUAGAACCUUUGCUAAAGAUUGCCAAAAUUUAUUGAUAAUACACCAUAGCUUAAUCGUGACGUCAUAGCUGGCAGCAGGUGUUAGGUUAACAAAACUUUUUUUUACUAAGAAAAUAUAUCGAACGAAAUUUUUUAGUACCUAUAAGCGAUUUAUAAAAUGUGAUUCAUAGUUAGUUAUAAUGAAUGUGGGAAAUUGGUGUUUGGGUAUGUGUAAUAUGCUUAUACUGUCUUAGAUGUGAUUAGGCUAUUUAUUUAUGUAUGGCUGAUCGCGUAGCACGAGUAGAAAAAUAUAUAAUACUGUAUCUAAAAUUUAAUAUUGACGUUGUAUGGUAUAUACAUAAAAUAUAGAAAAUUUUCGGUAAUAAAUAACGCGGCUGUGUGUUUUUGAAUCAACUUUAGAUAGGUUUAAAGUAUGGACCUACUGAAGGUUGGAAGCGAGAGAUUCGUAUCUUUUCUAUGUGAGCUUCGUCACAAUUGAUAUUUAAAAAGUAUUUUUACUAUAGAAAAUAAGCUUUACUUUUUUAUAAUUUUCUGAUAUUUGUAUUAAUGUUUAGAUGUACCAGUUCAAAUACAAAUUUACUUUACCAAUUAUUUAACCCACGAUAAAUAGAAACAAUUGGAAAGUUAAAAUGGAGAUACCAUUCCUAAACGAUGGAUACAGCAAGGUUUCGAGAAUAUUUUUGUAUAUUUAUAAAAUUAAUUCGUGUACAGCCAUUUCAUUUCUACAUAACAUUCCAAUGCUUCUUCGGUGGGUUGAUACAUAUCAUUGUUAUGUAAACUAAAACGUUGAUCGACAGAACUAUUUACAUUGUGUUUAUGUAAAAUGCAGAGUAUACAUCCUGUGCUAACGUGCUCUUAUAGCGAGGUACUAAUUCCUAAUUUCUUUAAGAUAAUUGUUUUAAUACCUGCUGUAUAUUUUUGCGAGGAAGGUCGAGUACGGGUUUUGUCGUUACGUCACACCAUCUCUCAACUCUCAGUCGAGAAUGUACAGUGAGGAAUGCAUUUCGUUAUUGUUGAUGUUUGUUAGAAGGAACGCUUGGUACCUGCGAUUUGUAGCUAUUGUGUUCUAGCAUUCGUAAUGCAUAAUAAUUAAAUUAUUAUAAUGGUGCGCUUUCUUUGCAAUAUUAGCUUGUUUCAUUGUUGUUUGAAUAUAUCUAUAGAAUGGAGACCACGCAUUGGUUAGGGAUUAUUCCACCAGAACAUCAAACCAUGACAAUAUUCUGAGAUUACUGUCUCGUUGUAUAGUAAUACUUUACAUUUUGGUUGAUCAUUAUAUCGAAGGACAAGUAUUUUUCGUCCAUUGGGUGUGUCUCCAUUAUUGUUAAGUAUGUUGCAAUACAAUAUUAAAAUGUCGAUUUUUGUUUUACAGUUACACAACAAAAUUUUAUACAUUACUGUAGGUUAAUAUAUUUAAUCUCAUUAAAUUUUAUAUACCCAUAUGUAAGUAAAAUUGUUGUACCUAGUUAUGAAAACAAGGUAUGACGUAAUUUCUUGAAACUUUAAAAUCAUAGACACUUGUGGCAAACGAUAGUUCUUGAAAAUAAUAAAUUUCAACUAGCUGGAAGUGACUGACCCCAAUCGUCGUUCCAUGUCUGACAAACAAUCAAAGUUUAACUGUAACAGAAUAGUAGUAAUGCAUGUUUCUACUUAAUACGAAUUAAGGACGAAACUGCUUUUGCAAUUUCGCUACUUUUGCUAACUAAUCUGGCCACAAAUGUCUUGGUUAUAUUUUGUCUAAUAUAAGAGUUUAAAAGAUUUUUAUUCAUAUUGUCUUCAUUUAACGUUCUUUGAUGAUUUUUCAAUCACUCAAUUAAACGGUUGUGGCGAACCAUGAGCAUUGUUUGAAGCCACGGAGAUGUUCUUAGGCGAAAUUUGAUUUAUUCCUUGAGACAUGCUGACAGACUUUAAAUUAGUAGCGGGCGAAUGUUUACGCACGGCCCAAAUGACUGUAUUGAUGCCCCUGAGAUGGUGAUGUGGACGACACGAUGAUUUAAUUUCGAGAUAUUAACAGCUGAACGGUAUAAUACGGUCUCAAAGCUUAGUAAGUUUUGAACUGCGUCAUUUGCUAGGAUUUCCAACGUGAAAAUUUUAACUUCGCUUAAGUACAUCGCCUCUCUGAAACUAUUUGUUGGUUACAUCAUAAGGCCUAGUACGAUUUGAAAUCGAAUGAAAUUCCAGUGACUAUCGAAUACGUAACACCUAACAGACAAGUUUGGAAAUCUAUUUAACGCCAACAUCUGCGGAAAAUAAUUAUACGAAAACUCUUUUUGUUUAGUUAUUAUAGGCUCUGUAAUAAUUUGAUCAAUUCAUGUUUCAGCUGGUUUUUAAUCAACGAUUUACUCUGAUUAACACAGUUGAAUGCAUAAUUGUAAUGGUUGUAAUAAUAUAGCCUAUAAAUUAUAGAGCUAUUAAUAACUCGUUUGUCUUGUCGAUAAAUGUUCAUUCGAUAGCAAGUAAUACUAGGCCUACUGUAUUUUAAAUGUGUAACUUGUAAAUAACAUAUAUAGCGAUGAUAUAUAUAUUGGUAUGUAAAUUCGUAUGUCAUAAAUUAUUUGUUCGUAUUAUAUACUAAAGGUAAGUAUAUAGCGUAUUUGUAAGACCGCCACUGCGCGACUAAGUAGUUACUGUAUCUAUUUUAUAUUCAUAAAUUUUUCUUAUAUGUGGUUCAA
Pieris rapae (cabbage white) is the source of this 5730-nucleotide messenger RNA. RefSeq names its product Krueppel-like factor luna. Bases 64 to 717 code for a protein of 217 amino acids. Gene Ontology annotation, molecular function: DNA-binding transcription factor activity, RNA polymerase II-specific; RNA polymerase II cis-regulatory region sequence-specific DNA binding. The transcript has 4 exons. Lineage: Eukaryota; Metazoa; Arthropoda; Insecta; Lepidoptera; Pieridae. The record is from RefSeq and is a predicted model, not a curated record. Gene Ontology annotation, biological process: regulation of transcription by RNA polymerase II.